AUGUCUACUUCAGCACUCUCUAAGCGCUCUUGCGAUCGAUGCCACGCCAUCAAAGAACGAUGUCGCCGACCCCGGGCCACAGAGUCCUGUGAGCGAUGCUUCCGUCUCGGGCAUGUCUGCCGCAAUCAGCGCCCAGCAAAGAAGCCAGGUCGCAGACCACAGCUCCAAAGCCCCACGCCUCGCUCUGACUCUUCCUCAGAAACGAUGCCGCUAGAGCUUGAUACUUGGUCCGAGUGGCAGGGUUUCUCCUCUGAUGAGUCGGGUCUUGUCCGCCAGAUGGUACUGAGCGAAGACUGCCUUGCGAGCUUCACCAUAGGGCCCAGCUUCGCCGACCCGCAACGUCGAGUCAUCGUAUCAUCUUGCUUCACGUCAGCUCCUAUCGUCAAAGACUCAAUGGUCGCCGUCGCUGCUUCGUGGCUUGGUGAUUCGCGACAUAUUGCUACAACUUAUUGCAGGGCAUCAUCCGCCAUGUCGAUUCUGCGCUCGCUUGAGAUUCGGGACACCAACGAUGUUGCUGAUUGUCUUGUCCUUGGCGCCAUGCUGUUGACGUUUGCUUUUAAACUGCGUCCUGGCGACGCCUUUCCCAUUGCUCGAAGAACUCUUAGCCUUGUCAAGCCGAGAUAUGACACUUUACAGCAGGACGAUCCAGAAAGGCAGGUGUUUCUUUCAUGCCUAGUCACGACGGAACUGCUUGACUGUCUUCUGCAGUGCCAGGUCCCAACCCUUCGCUUCAGGCCCAUAUCAUUACCGGGACAUGUCGAUCGAUUUGUUGGUUUAUGCACUCACUUGUUACCCUUGCUCUAUGAUCUCUGUGAGAUCAACCAAGCCUUUUCUCACGCCGAACAUGAUGAUAUGGAGGGAAUAUAUGCCACUCUUGACCAUUUGGAACGGAAGUUUGCUGACUGGCAGUCUGAAAUGGAGCCAGGGUUCUUGACCUCCUUCACUGGUGGUGAGAUAGCUCACAUGCUGUGUCAAGUCCAAGUAUUCCGACAAAUGGCCUUCCUCAUCAUUCAUCGCAUGCGAUAUCCAUUCAACGUCAACGACGGACCUGCUCAGGUUAUGUCGAGGACAAUUCUUGAUAACCUGCAGCUGACCCAAGCAAUGACCCAGAAAGCAGUGCGUUGCGUGGGUCUUGCAUUCGUUGUAGCUUGUUUUGAGCUGCAGGGCCCGGCUGCGAGAGAGCAUUGGCUACCGAAAUGUAAUACUCUCGUUGGCUACUCUGUGGAUCACAGAAAACGCCUGGAGAAUAUUGUCAAGUCCCUAUGGGCUGCACGAGACGGGGGGGGAUGCAUUUACUCGUUUAAUCUUACUCAGGCAAUACGACCUACGUCGUAGUAUGGUUAUGCCAGUCAAUUAUGUGGUAUGGGAUUAUGCUCUCAAGAACAACUAACUUUUUCUGCUCCUGUAUAGUGAGUCUAAAAGGUGUCCUUUGUAUCUUAGUCCACAACUGCACUGCCCUAUCUGAACUCCAUCUAAUUCGAAGCACUAGCUUCUCCAG
Molecule: messenger RNA, 1498 nt
Organism: Fusarium odoratissimum NRRL 54006
Lineage: Eukaryota; Fungi; Ascomycota; Sordariomycetes; Hypocreales; Nectriaceae
Exons: 1
Coding region: 1-1335 (444 amino acids)
Biological process (GO): regulation of DNA-templated transcription
Molecular function (GO): DNA-binding transcription factor activity, RNA polymerase II-specific; zinc ion binding
Source: RefSeq, a predicted model, not a curated record